This is a messenger RNA of Fusarium odoratissimum NRRL 54006, 1029 nucleotides long. RefSeq lists its product as uncharacterized. Gene Ontology annotation, biological process: regulation of DNA-templated transcription. The record is from RefSeq and is a predicted model, not a curated record. The transcript is spliced from 3 exons. Gene Ontology annotation, molecular function: DNA-binding transcription factor activity, RNA polymerase II-specific; zinc ion binding. Gene Ontology annotation, cellular component: nucleus. The coding region runs from base 159 to 881 and encodes 240 amino acids. NCBI's taxonomy places the organism in Eukaryota, Fungi, Ascomycota, Sordariomycetes, Hypocreales, Nectriaceae.
GUUAUGAAUUUUUACCGACGGCCCUGUCGCAUAACCAGUUAUUGCUAUAUCUAUUUCUGGUGAUUUAGCCAACAGUCGGCGAAAUUAUAUAGCAACGAUGCCGCCAGCCCGAGGCCGUGCAGCAUGCAAUAUUUGCCGAUCACGAAAACAAAAGUGCGAUGGGAUCAGGUAUGGUAGCAAGUUGCUGCGUCAAUGGACCAAGUGCUUAUGUUAGAAGGCCAGCAUGCUCAAGAUGUCGAAGCUUCGGUUCCCAGUGUACUUGGCCAACAGUCUUGAAACGGGGUCCGCCGAAAGGGUAUACGAAAGCAUUGGAAACGCGGCUUCGGGAGACUGAACUGGUUCUGAUACGGCUCCUACAUUCAACAAAUGAUAAGGACUUAUUAACUCGUGCCUUCAAUGACGACGCUAAGGACUUAGUCAACGGGCAAAUCACCGAGCACAACUCAUCAGGCAUAGGCGAACAGAAAAUGCUAGCGCUGAUGGAUCAUUGGGAGCGCUUCCCCCUCAGGACAGCUGAUAACGUUGAGCAGUGGAUUGAGCAAGUCACAAAGAACUCUGUUGUGCAAGAUCGGGUUGAAAAUCAGCCGAAUGAGGAGAUGCCGGAACUAUCACAAGCAGUGAAACCUUCUGACAAUAUCAAUCAUCAGCCCGAGGCUGAUAUUCAGAGCCACGUCGGUACUGGGGAUGAUCUGUCGGUUGAAAGUCCUUGCCAUGACCAUGCAGUCGACCAAGACCCAAUAUCCCAGGCACCUAUGGAGAUUGCAUCGGUAGACAUCAUACACGCUCCUGAACCAGCAGAUGUAGCCAAUAAGUUGCAAAAUAUCACCACGUCUCAUGGGAUUGAACUACCAGCAGACUUCAAACAACAAUUUCUAUGGUAGCGUGGAAUGAUGCCAGAUAGUCUUCUUAUUUAUUCCAGAUAUGGUGGCCCUAAAUCCUCCUAUUCUUUGGUUCUGGUCAGAUGUGCAAGGAAGAAACCAUACAGGUACUAUUAUUCUGCCAUGAGAUGAAAAGUUAAAAAUCCAAAAU